UUUAAAUUGUCUUGGGAGCACAGCUGUCCAUAGUGCUGCAGUGGAAAGGAAUUUCCCUGUCUUGUGAUAGCACAGACUGUUUAAGGCAGAAUGUGUGUCACCUGCCCUUCAAGUCAAGUUUACAUUGCUGACAAAAAGGAGGAGGAACUCACAUAUCACUUUCAUUUCACUGGAGGCAGCCUGCCCUGACACAACAUGAUCAAAAAAGUUCUUCUCUACAUCGUAAUCCAGUGUGCUAUAGCCGGGAUGAGGUCCAGAACAGCCAAGAAACAUGCACAGCAGGAUCUUGGCAUUGGAUCUGAUUGCUCCUGGAUCUUCACAUAACAGUGAUUCUGUGCCUGUGACACACAGAGCAUAUAAAAAACUUGCAGCAGUGAAAAAUGUUUCUAAACGGGAUGUUCCUGUGUGUCAAAAUUACACACAAUAUGUGUUUGGAAAUAUCUGUUGUGAUGCUUGUAAGCCUGGUUUUGUUGCUAAAACGAAAGGUUGCACAAAGGACACUAAAACUGAUUGUAAAACAUGCACUGAUGGGCAAGAGUAUAUGGAUAAAUACAAUUUUAUAACCAAAUGUCUGCGUUGCGGUCACUGUGACACACAGCAUGGUUUGGAAGUUGAAAAAAACUGUACGAUCAACCAGAAUAUAAAAUGCAGGUGUAGGCCGGACUUCUUUUGCAAUUCUUCUGAACCUUGCAGUCACUGUAAUCCAUGUGAUAAAUGUGAACAUGGUAUAAUUGUGGAAAACUGCACACGGACCAAAAACACCAAGUGUAAAAAAAAAGAGGAUUCACAACAACAUUUCGGAACUCCAGCUAUUGUAGCCAUUGUGGUCACUGCUGUGGGCACAUGCAUUGUUCUGAUAUGGAUCAUAUGGAAGUAUGUGAUCAAAAAACGGAAGAAGUCAAAGUUCACAAUCAGAGAUGACCCCAGGCAAAAAGAAAUUGAAAUGGAGCAUCUCAAUUAUCCAGAUAUUGACCUGCUCCCUCACAUUUCUGAGAUUGCAGAGCUGAUGACCCUACAAGAAGUCAAGGCACUGGCUCGGAAACUGAAUGUGCCACACAUUCGCAUAGAUGCGAUCAUGAAUGAUAAUUUAAAUGACAGCACUGAACAGAAAAUAAAACUGUUAGAAUAUUGGUACCAAGAAAAAGGGAUACAAGAUGCUUAUCGCACUUUGAUCAGCACACUGCGAAGCCUUAAUUAUCAUGCUACUGCUGAUAAGAUUAAACAAAAAAUAGAGGACAUAUUGUAGACAUGUAAAAUAUGUAGUCAACAGUGUUGAAGAACUCCUCUCUAUUAUUUGAUUUAUAUACAUUGUCUUCUGUUGUUCUUAUCAUCAAUUGGUAUUCUCUUGCUUUCAGUGAUGUCAUCAAAUAGCAAAAUCUGGUUGACCCUGUAGUAGUAUGACUUCAUUCUGUUCUCUUGAUCCCUUAUGAAAUGGGAUCGCACUAAUUCAGGGAGGAGAAAGAAGCAAAGAGAAUCAAUAGUAGAAAGAAAUAGUGCCAAGCAGCUGCCGGGGAAACAAAGUGGAUAGUCAAGGGGGGGAAAUGGAAUUUUCAACGCAAAAAUAAAAAUUAGAGAAUAUUCACCACAGCUUUGUUUCCAAGGUGCUGAGCUGAUAUUGCUUGCAGACCUGCACUGUCUCUGUGUUUGUUUACCAUUGGGAAAGUGGGGCCUCAGUGGUGGCACCCUGGCUGUGCAAUACCCUCCUCAGAGUGGCCAGACUGCUGCGUAUCUUGGUGUCAUGAAUGCCAGUCAAAGACCUCUUUUAAUCUGUGUCAGCUUUAAGCUGUUUUUACUCUCUGCAGAUACAUUUAUACUUCUUUGUAUUGUUACUGAAUUUCAAACUGUUUUAUUUCUUUUUGGGAGCAGCUCUUAGCUCUGUUAUGGCUGCCUAUAAAUCCUGCAAAUACAUAAAUUCCCAUCUAUUCAUGUGUAAAUAAACAGUUUAUUACAAAA
This is a messenger RNA of Rhineura floridana, 1953 nucleotides long. It is a transcript of the gene FAS, whose product is annotated as Fas cell surface death receptor. Gene Ontology annotation, cellular component: membrane raft; external side of plasma membrane; CD95 death-inducing signaling complex. Gene Ontology annotation, biological process: regulation of stress-activated MAPK cascade; immune response; necroptotic signaling pathway. Lineage: Eukaryota; Metazoa; Chordata; Lepidosauria; Squamata; Rhineuridae. Bases 272 to 1246 code for a protein of 324 amino acids. Gene Ontology annotation, molecular function: tumor necrosis factor receptor activity; protein binding. The record is from RefSeq and is a predicted model, not a curated record. The transcript has 10 exons.